Molecule: messenger RNA, 1137 nt
Organism: Nerophis lumbriciformis (worm pipefish)
Lineage: Eukaryota; Metazoa; Chordata; Actinopteri; Syngnathiformes; Syngnathidae
Source: RefSeq, a predicted model, not a curated record
AUGUGUUCGGCGCUGACCUUUUACUCCUCCUUCCCUGUCAGGGUGAGCUGGCUGCUGACAUUGCCACCGCAAAGGGAGCAGCCAAUCUACACCACCAGGGCCCAUGUCUUCCAAAUUGACCGAACAACCAAGAAGAACUGGGUCCCAGCAAGCAAGCAGGCUGUCACAGUCUCCUAUUUUUAUGACAGCACACGCAACAGCUAUCGCAUCAUCAGCGUGGAUGGUUCCAAGGUUAUCAUCAACAGCACCAUCACCCCUAACAUGAUGUUCACCAAGACGUCGCAGAAGUUCGGCCAAUGGGCGGACAGCAGGGCCAACACAGUCUUUGGUUUGGGCUUCAGCUCCGAGCAGCAGCUUGCCAAGUUUGCAGAGAAGUUUCAGGAAGUCAAAGAGGCAGCCAAAACGGCCAGAGACAAAUCUCAGGAGAAGGUGGAGCUGCUGAGUAAUCACUCCCAGCAGGAGUCUGGACGUGAAACUCCAACAGGCAACCAGGCUUCCAGCAUCAACGGCACCGAUGAUGAGAAGAUAUUUCAUGUUGGUCCAGAGACUGUCCUGCUGAAGAAUGAGAACGAUCUCCUCAAGAGUGCCGUAGAACAGAGCAACAGCAACGCCAAGAACUUGGAAACUGAGCUGCAGACGUUAAGAGAGAAUAAUGCCAGGCUGGUUGACGCGCUGCAGGAGUCCUCUGCUAAUGUCGAGAGCUGGAAGAAACAACUCAGCGCUUCCAAGGAGGAGAGUGACACGCUCAGGGCGAAGAUCGCCGACCUGGAGGUUCAGUGUAACGAGGCCAGUCAAGAGAAGCAGCGAAACGCUCAACUGGGUGUACGCGUGCAGGAGUUGGAGGCCGAGCUGAACGACAAAGAGCAGGAGCUGGAAAAUUUGAGGAAGCAGGCAGAGACCAUUCCUAUACUAAUGGCCGAAUGCGAGAGCGUCACUUCCAAACUACAGUCCGCAGAGAUAAAGAACCGAGAGUUGGAAGGGAGGAUCGACGUCCUCCACUUGGACGUGGACGAAAGUCGCCAGAAGCAAGGCAACAUCAAGGGCGAGCUGAAGAAGUUCAUGGACGUCCUGGACGUGAAGCUGGACGAGCUGCACGAGUUCCGACGGGGUCUGUCCCGGCUGGGAGCUGACAACUAG